AUGUCAAACGUCAAGUCAAUCGUGCAAGGUCGCCAAUCGAUAGUGUUCGCUUUUUAAAAAAAAACAUUUUCCAGCCAAAUGAUUCUCACGACCUCAUCCAUUAUUCGAGGUAUUGCUGCAUUCGCGAAGCAAGCGUCAGUGCGAACACUUCACACUACCCAAAUCGCUAUGGCUCCGAUCAAGGUUGGAGAUACUAUCCCAUCAGUGGACCUGUUUGAGGAUUCGCCGGCUAACAAAGUGAACUUGAAGGAUCUGUCGUCGGGGAAGAAAGUGGUGUUGUUCGCAGUCCCCGGCGCCUUCACUCCAGGAUGUUCCAAGACGCACUUGCCGGGCUACGUGGAGAAGGCGGACCAGUUGAAGUCGGAAGGCGUCGCGGAGAUUGUGUGCGUGGCUGUCAAUGACCCCUAUGUGAUGGCUGCAUGGGGCCAGCAGCACAAUACCAAGGGAAAGCUCCGCAUGCUGGCUGACCCCAGCGGGCAGUUCAUCAAGGCUCUGGACCUGGGCACCAACUUGGCGCCACUUGGGGGCUUCCGUUCGAAGCGCUUCUCCAUGGUCAUCAACAACGCCAAGGUGGAGGAACUCAACGUCGAGCCCGACGGCACCGGCCUCUCCUGCUCCCUUGCAGACAAACUUAAAAUUAAGAAGUAAAAACAUAAUUCAAAUGUAGAUCUAAGAUUCCAUUUUAUCAAUAUUGAAUUGUGAUCUAACACCUACAUAGCUUUAAACACGAACCUUGGACUAUCAAAGCACUCUUUGUGAUAUCAAAAAUCAAUUAUCUAUGUAAAAUAUAACUUUAUAAAGUACAAUUUUGUUGUUUUGAAAAGAUCAUAAUGUUGGCUGAUCUGAUAUUGAGUUUUGAUGUGAUUUUUUGUGAAUGUUUUGUUUUUAAGCUUUUUAGAUUAUAUUACUUUGUACCUCAA
Pectinophora gossypiella (pink bollworm) is the source of this 920-nucleotide messenger RNA. RefSeq names its product peroxiredoxin-5, mitochondrial (gene Prx5). Gene Ontology annotation, molecular function: thioredoxin peroxidase activity. The coding region runs from base 79 to 648 and encodes 189 amino acids. The transcript has 3 exons. Gene Ontology annotation, cellular component: mitochondrion; cytoplasm; peroxisome. NCBI's taxonomy places the organism in Eukaryota, Metazoa, Arthropoda, Insecta, Lepidoptera, Gelechiidae. Gene Ontology annotation, biological process: hydrogen peroxide catabolic process; cell redox homeostasis; cellular response to oxidative stress. The record is from RefSeq and is a predicted model, not a curated record.